AUGUUUUCCCCAAACAAAAUCAUAGAUCCAAGAUCUGCAACCAGUAGUAGGGAGAAGAAGAUGCCUAACAAGCUUUACUCUAAGAGAGGUAGGAGAAAGGGGACAGAUCGAUCUGCUGCGCCGAAAAAAUCGCGAGGGUCAGGAGGAAUCGGAGGGUCGGAGCAGAGAUCUCAACAAGCAGAUCUAGAGGAAGGGUUGACGGUGGCGGUUCAGGAGGAGGGGGAAGGAGCAACAGUGACUCUGAAACUGGAGAAGUCAUCAUCAACUCUAUGGAAGAAAGGAAAAGGAGGGAGAAAGAAGAGUUUCUCACCGGUGGGCGAGAGGCCAGACCGGCGGCGGCAAAACAAGGUGCAAAACCCUAGUCGCCUUGGAGUCGCAAGGAGAGAGAACGAUUUUUAUUCUGUGUAUACUGCAAGUUUGUAUAUUUGUUAA
Eruca vesicaria subsp. sativa (arugula) is the source of this 432-nucleotide messenger RNA. The record is from the annotation of a GenBank genome assembly. Lineage: Eukaryota; Viridiplantae; Streptophyta; Magnoliopsida; Brassicales; Brassicaceae.